Ahaetulla prasina is the source of this 2019-nucleotide messenger RNA. It is a transcript of the gene CLDN1, whose product is annotated as claudin 1. Gene Ontology annotation, molecular function: structural molecule activity. The coding region runs from base 232 to 867 and encodes 211 amino acids. Lineage: Eukaryota; Metazoa; Chordata; Lepidosauria; Squamata; Colubridae. The record is from RefSeq and is a predicted model, not a curated record. Gene Ontology annotation, cellular component: bicellular tight junction; plasma membrane. The transcript is spliced from 4 exons. Gene Ontology annotation, biological process: cell adhesion; bicellular tight junction assembly.
CCCCACUCCCAGUUCUGAAUCCAGCCGUGCGCUCUGGAGAAACUUCUGGAUUACAAAAGACCCAGAGAGUUCAGAAGAAGAAGAGCCUCCUUUGUCAGUGCAGUCUCUCCGCUUUGAAGAACGGGUCGGGUUUGCUCCGGGCUCUUUCUCCAACACCAACCCCAUCCAGCCGCUGCCUCUCUCUCUCUCGGUCCAGCUGGGUCCUGCGUCUUGCAGCAUCGUUGAAGCAGGAUGGCUAAUGGCGGUCUCCAGAUGUUGGGCUUCAUCCUGGCUUUCAUCGGCUGGAUCGGCAUCGUGGUCAGCACAGCCAUGCCACAGUGGAAGAUCUCCUCCUACGCGGGGGACAACAUUGUGACCGCCCAAGCCAUCUACGAAGGCCUCUGGAUGUCCUGUGUCACGCAGAGCACGGGACAGAUGCAGUGCAAGGUUUAUGACUCCCUUCUCAAGUUGCAAGGCAGUUUACAAGCGACCCGUGCCUUGAUGGUGUCCAGCAUCCUUUUGGGUCUCAUUGGAUCUUUUGUCGCCAUGAUUGGCAUGAAAUGCAUGAAGUGCUUGGAAGACGAUGAGGUGAAGAAGUCAAGGAUGGCCAUUCUCGGAGGUGUCAUCUUCCUCAUUUCAGGCUUUGCCGCCUUAGUGGCUACCUCCUGGUAUGGCAACCUUGUUGCACAGGACUUUUUCAACCCCUACACACCCGUCAACACCAGGUUUGAAUUCGGCCAGGCGCUUUUCAUCGGCUGGGCAGCCUCCUCCCUGAGCAUCUUGGGCGGGGCCUUCCUCUGCUGCUGGUGCCCCAGGCAAGAGACCUCCUACCCCCCAACUCGGCCGUACCCCAAGUGUGUCCCCUCCACCGGGAAGGAUUACGUAUAAUACGACGGGGAAGGAUGACAUGAGACGCUAGCAUCAAACGACCCCAAGGGACAUUGCUUUACUCCUCUCCUACACUCAGCAGAGCAAGCCUGCUCUGGCACACCGCCUUCACCCACCCCUCAUAAGUGAACUGUGCCUCUUUGUACCCCUGCACCCAUUUGUGUUCAUGGCCAGAUCCUGCUCUCAUCCCCGAUAGGAAAACUGAGGAAAGGAUUCACCCAGAAAUCAAACAUGCAUACGUAGGGAAUACCACCUUCUCUUGGUGAGAGGACCGACAAGGCAGCCAUUCCCUUUUCGGACCCUUCUUCACUCUCUUAAGGAUGGACAGUCUUCUUCUCUCUCUUUGAAACGUUGCCAUAGAGUUCUCUCGAAGGGCCAGAAGACGGGAGGGUCUCCAAGCAGAUGGAGGGGCCAAUCCCCCAGAGAAAAGUCUGCUUGAAGAACUUACAAGUAGUCCUUGACUUACAACCACCACUGAGGCCAAAACGUCUCUUGCUAACCGAGUCGGUGGUUCAGUGAGUUUUGCCCCAUUUUGCGACCUUACUUGCCACCGCUGUUAAGCGAAUCGCUGCAUCUCUUAAGCUCAUCCCACGGCUGGGAAGUGAAUGUGGCGUCCCCGUGGACUUUGCUUGUCAGAAAGUCACAAAGGGGGAGUCACGUGGGCACUGCCACCGUCAUAAAUACGAGUUAGUUGCCAAGUGUCUGAAUUUUGAUCCCACGAAGAUGGGGAUCAAAACUGCAGCGGUCUUAAGUGCAAAAGGCAGCCGUAAGUCGCUUUUUUUUAAAGUGCUGUCAUAAUGCGGGGCAGUCGCUAAAUGAACUGCCGUAAGUUGAGGACUAUCUGUAUUCUGUGCACAAAUGUGCUGGAGGUUCCCUCCCUCCCCAUAGACCCCCAAACAGACAGAAGUGUGAGGAAUAGAGCACAGGGCUACGCAGACCAACAUCAGCCUGGGUGGGGUUCUGCAUUGUUAAAUUUAAGGACCCCUCCUCCCUGCUCAAUCCAACAGCCUGCAUGGCGUCCCUGCUCAGGCUUCCAUGCCAAACUUUGGACAAAUUUCAGCAAUUCCCCCACCGCCCUUUUCAGUACCCACCUGCCCCCCUCACCCGCUCCUUGUUUCUAUCUGUAAUUCUUUUCCACAGCAACUGGUUUAA